CUGAGUGUGUGUGUGUUUGUGUGUGUGUCUGAGUGUGUGUGUGUUUGUUUGUGUGUCGCAGGUUCAGGUGUGUGUGUGUGUGUCUGAGUGUGUGUGUGUUUGUGUGUGUGUCUGAAUGUGUGUGUCUGUGUGUGCCUGUGUGUGUCGCGUUCAGGUGUGUGUGUGUGUGUCUCUGUGUGUGUAAACAUGUCUCACUGUUGGCUCUGUGAAUAAUUCACUGAUAUCACGCUGCUCCUUCACCUGUAUCUGAGCUCCGCCCUCUACCUUAUACCUGAGCCCCAGUCUUGCACACACAGCACACCUCAGGAUGGCGAACGCAGCAGCUCAUCUUGCGAGGAGGAAGGCCCGGGUGGAGGACGGCGCCGGCAGCCGGGCCAACGCGGUCCUCUUUAACCAGCAGGACUUUGAGCAGCUGCGAUCCGAGUGCUCGCAGACCGGCUCGCUGUUUUGUGACCCCGCCUUCCCGGCAGACUGGGACUCUCUGGGAUACAAGCAGCUGGGGCGCUACUCAUCCAAAACCAGUGGCGUGGAGUGGAAACGGCCGUGGGAGCUGUGUUCUGAUCCUCGCUUCGUCGCUGAUGGAGCCAGAAGAACAGACGUCUGUCAGGGAGAGCUGGGUGACUGCUGGCUCCUGGCGGCCAUUGCCUCCCUGACUCUGGACCCUCAGAUCCUGAACAGAGUGGUCCCUCCUGGGCAGAGCUUCACCUCACAGUAUGCCGGCAUCUUCCACUUCCAGUUAUGGCAGUACGGGGAGUGGGUGGACGUAGUCGUGGACGACCGGCUGCCCACCAGAGACGGGAAGCUGCUGUUCGUCCACUCAGCGGAGGGAGUGGAGUUCUGGAGUGCUCUGCUGGAGAAAGCCUACGCUAAGGUGAGCAGCUCUUACGAGGCCCUGAACGGCGGCUCGAGCGUCGAGGGCUUUGAGGAUUUUACCGGCGGCAUCGCAGAGAGUUAUGACCUGAAGGAAGCCCCGCCCUUCCUGUUCCACAUCAUCAGGAAAGCCCUGAAGCUUGGAUCGCUGCUCGGCUGCUCCAUCGACAUUUCCAGCUCGCAUGAGACGGAGCUCAUCACGAGUCAGAAGCUGGUCAAAGGCCACGCCUACUCCAUCACAGCGGCCGAGCAGGUGCAUCACUGUGGUUCUCCGGUUGAGCUGAUCCGGAUCAGGAACCCCUGGGGUCAGGUGGAGUGGACGGGCGCCUGGAGCGACAGCUCGAAGGAGUGGGACGGCGUUCGGGCAGAGGAGAAGAGGCGGCUGGAUCGCUGCGCCGAGGACGGCGAGUUCUGGAUAUCCUACCACGACUUCCUGAGUCACUUCUCCCGCCUCGACAUCUGUAACCUGACACCUGACACGCUGACCAGCAACGAGGUCGGCCGCUGGAACUUUGCCGAGUUUGAGGGCACGUGGAGGGUGGGAUCCACCGCCGGCGGUUGCAGGAACUACCCCGCCACCUUCUGCUCCAACCCGCAGUUCUUCAUCCGGCUGGACGACAUGGACGACGAUCCUCACGAUGGCGAGGAAGGCUGCACCGUCCUCAUCGGUCUGAUGCAGAAAGACGCUCGAAGGGAGAGGUGCUUCGGACGCGACCUCAACGCCAUCGGCUUCGCCAUCUACAAGGUGCCCGAUCAGUAUAAAGGUCGCACUAACAUCCGCCUGGGCCCGGACGUCCUCCUGAGAGACCAGUCAGUGGCUCGCAGUCACGCCUUCAUCAACCUGAGGGAGGUGUGCGAUCGCUUCAAAUUGCCACCCGGAGAGUACGCCAUCGUCCCGUCCACCUUCGAACCGCACCGCAAAGGAAGUUUCGUCCUGAGGGUGUUCACGGAGAAGGAGGCCCACACCAGCCCCAUGGAGGAGGACGCCGGCGCCGAACUCCAGGAGCCCGACAUCAGACACGAGGACGUGGACCCUCACCUCAAACACCUCUUCAUGCAGAUCUGUGGAAACGAAUCGGAGAUCUCCGCCUUUGAGCUCCAGCAGAUUUUGGACAAAGCGGUGACUCAGAGGUCGGACAUUAAAACCGACGGCUUCAGCCUGCAAACCUGCCGUGACAUCAUCAGCCUGCUGGAUACUGACGGCAGCUCCAGACUGGGCCUGCUGGAGUUCCACAGCCUGUGGGUGAAGAUGCAGACGUACCUGGAGAUCUUUAAGAGUCACGACUCGGACGGGUCUGGCACGAUGAGCAGCCACGAGAUGAGAGCGGCUCUGGCUGAAGCCGGGUUCCAGCUGAACAGCACAGUGAUCCAAGAGAUCGUCGCUCGCUACGCCGACAGAAGCUACGCCAUCGACUUCGACCGUUUCAUCGGCUGCUUGAUCCGUCUGGAGAUGCUCUUCAGGAUGUUCAGGACUCUGGAUAAGCAGCAGCGGGGCUGGAUCCAGCUGGACCUGCAGCAGUGGCUGUGCCUCGCCAUCAACUGACAGCUGCCGCUCCAGGAGCAUGCUGGGAGUCUGCAGGGAGCUCCUCGACCUUAGUCUCUAAAUUGUUCUGGGUGGGGGUGUAGGUGGUGUGAGGGCGAGGUGAUGAAAACGGUCUUUCUUAGACACAACUAACCGAUCAUAGAAAAAUGAUUUAGGCAGCACUGUCUUUGGUAAGCUGAAGGCAUCGUAUCCAAAGCAGCGUUAGCAUCAUGCAGUAGCUGAACAGUUUAACGCGCACGUUUGUGUUGGAGGAGAAUGUCGGCAGAAAGUCUAGAGGCUCCAGCGAGCGGACACGUUCACUGUGAAUGAUUUUGUUUCCUUGCAAGUAAAAUAAACACGUUGGAUUGGCUGCUGUGUCUCAGUUAUAACAGAUACCAUGGUCACCGUGCAAAGGACAGGAAGCCGAUGCUGUGGUUGCUGACUC
Molecule: messenger RNA, 2837 nt
Organism: Pelmatolapia mariae (spotted tilapia)
Lineage: Eukaryota; Metazoa; Chordata; Actinopteri; Cichliformes; Cichlidae
Gene: capn8
Product: calpain 8
Exons: 21
Coding region: 308-2413 (701 amino acids)
Biological process (GO): proteolysis
Cellular component (GO): cytoplasm
Molecular function (GO): calcium ion binding; calcium-dependent cysteine-type endopeptidase activity
Source: RefSeq, a predicted model, not a curated record